This is a messenger RNA of Contarinia nasturtii (swede midge), 7070 nucleotides long. RefSeq lists its product as uncharacterized. The transcript is spliced from 10 exons. Gene Ontology annotation, molecular function: DNA-binding transcription factor activity; cis-regulatory region sequence-specific DNA binding. Gene Ontology annotation, cellular component: nucleus. The record is from RefSeq and is a predicted model, not a curated record. Bases 412 to 3222 code for a protein of 936 amino acids. Gene Ontology annotation, biological process: regulation of DNA-templated transcription. Lineage: Eukaryota; Metazoa; Arthropoda; Insecta; Diptera; Cecidomyiidae.
AGAAUGAAAUGGAAAGCGUAGGGUUGUCUAUCAAUAUUCAUUAUGUUCGGUUUUGUUUUCAUUUGGUCUGUUGCUACGUUGCCUGUUUUUCUUCCAUUUCACAACUCAAUUCUUUAAUAUUGGUUCGAUUAGCAAUAGGCAUAUAUCAAGCUUCAAUGGAACAAAUCAAUAUCAAUGGCCUAUGAAUUUCAAUAGGAAAUUAUUUUUUUAUCACUAUAAAACAGUUUAAAAUAGAAUGAGCUGUAGCCAAGUUUUAUCAUUUUUGGGAGUGGACACUGAUGUAAUUAUGUGGUUACCAUUUAUCCAUAUCAAUCGCAUUUAAUGCAACUUUCAUCUAAGCAACCAGAAACCAUAUCGAAAGCAGCUUCGAAUAGAUUUUUGUAAUCGGCCAUACAAUUCCUAAGCACUAAAAUGCCAGCUUCGAAGCUAAUGUUGCAACAGAAUCACAUUAAGGAUUCAGUGAACACAAACACAAUUUCAACCACUACUCCAUAUAUAAAUGGACAGCAGAAUGGAAGCAGCGCUAAAGUGGUUCUAGUUACAAGCGAAUCUAUGGAAAUCGAUCACAACCGUAAAACAGCAUCCACAUCAAACAACGGUACCGAUGAAGAAUUAACUUCGUUGACUUGGCUACAUGAUAAAAAUUUACUUAAAGGUAUAAAUAGUAUAUCGUGUCCCUCAAACGUUAAGCACAUGAAUAAUAAUCACUUGAAAAUAGUAACUGACAACGCAUUGAUAAAGCCGCAAUCACAGCAAGCAAUGAGUAGUAAAUCGCCAAGCUCGGGUGCCGCUACACCCACCAGUGAUUUCGUUGACGAUUCGGGUGUAUCGGAAGACAAUGUGUCUUCAAUGACUUCGGACAACAUUUCGGGUUCAGAGCAAGGAAAUAGCAUUUAUAGAAAAGUAAGAACGACACCGAAAUCGUUUGCAACGACACCACGAGAACGUGACAGCGAUACAAUUGAUAAUGAAGAUAUUGACGAUGCAAAUAAUAAUACGAUCAACAAAAAUCGUACCAUUUCUAAUGCUAAUCAAGUACCAUCGACCAACUCAUCCAUUAUUCACUUGAGUCCAGGUGGUAGUACUGUUAUCGAAUAUAAAACUGUAUCUAGUUUAACGCAAAAGUCGAAUUUCAUACCAAAUACAUCGUCUCCAUUAAGCAACGCCAAUCCAGUGAUCCUAUCGACUAAUAAUGGUGUGGUAUUUGCUGCAAAUAGCACAACUAAUGUUAUAAAAACCAUUUCCACUCACCAAAAGUUGAGCACACAAUCAUUAACAUCGUCGUCUACUACAACAUCCACACCGCAUACGCACUUCCAUAAGAAGUACAUUAAGGCUAUGAAUGCGUUGAAUGGAAGUGGCACCGAGACCAAAACUACUCUAAUCACAACGCAAAUCACAAAUUCAAAUUCAGAAGCACAAGUUUCAUCCCCAUCGACUGUUGUUUCCGUUAGAACACCACCACCGAAUGCAAUUUACACAAUACCCAUGAAACCAGAGUUCAGCACUGCAAAGUACGAGCACGAAACAGUUAUUGUUGAAAAUGAAUACCCACAUUCAGCAAUAAAUUUAGUUUCAAAUUCAAACCAUCGCAUUUACCAUGGUAACGAUAUCGAUCGUCAUUCAGAUGAAUAUGUAACACCGAUAAGCAGUCCUAGAUUGCAACAACAACCAGCUGCUCCUCAAAAGUUAUUGAAUUCAAACAAUAAUUCAACAGCAAAUUCACCAACAGACAUAUCAUUGUCUCAACCAACCGUUCCAUUAUCAUCAGCAUCACCAAAUUCAACGCAAAAUCAAGUCAAGCCAUCAAAUAAUAACGUUCCAUACGAUCCUUUCAUUCAUACCAAUAAUAAACCUCCAUUGAGCUUCAGUUCGUUGAUAUUCUUAGCCAUCGAAGAUGCCAAGGAAAAAGCACUUCCAGUCAAAGAAAUUUAUGCAUGGAUUGUUAAGCAUUAUCCUUACUUCAAAACUGCACCAACUGGUUGGAAGAACAGUGUUCGUCAUAACUUAUCGUUGAACAAAUGUUUCCAAAAAGUUGAAAAAGCACCGAAUAUGGGAAAAGGGUCAUUAUGGCGCGUUGAACAACAAUACAAGCAGAAUUUGAUAAUUGCAUUGACCCGGUCAUCAUAUCAUCCGAACACAUCUGCAAUGGAGAAAGCCACAGCUUCAUUGAAAAAUACUCCGAUUUCACCAGAUAGUCCAACAUCCAAGUCGAGUAAACGGCCAUUGGAUGCAGAGUUGUUCCCUCGUUUGUCUAAAUACAUGGCAAACAUACAAAAUGGAAAUAGCGUUAAAAUAUCGGCCACGAACAAUACCAACGAUGUUAUGCAUUUGAUCGCUGACAAAGAAUACCAGAUUAUCAAUAAUGAAUAUAAUCAUGUAAAUGGCGAAAGUGUGAUAGUGACCACAUCACAUGGAAUUCACACAAAUCAUACAGCGCAUGAUCAUGAAAUGGAUGCAAUAGAAGCUCAACGGAAUGUUGAACGUAUUGCCCGUGAUUGGGGUAUGGAUAAUAUAGAUGAUGUGAAUGCAGCUACAGCUAUGCUUGCUCUAAAACAUGGUCCGAAAAUUUUUUCGGAAACAUUUCAAACUGGAACGCCUAUUAUAACAACCAAACCCAGCGAAGACCACACAUAUUCUGCCGGUGGUGGUACUACAAAGUCAGCAGGGAACACAGUAUCGACAAUUGUUAAUUUUGGCCAGACUGUGAAUGAACCGAUUGUUCAAUUUAAUGGCAACAGCUCACCACCAACAGCACCUCAGCAAGUCCAAAUAAAAUAUGAUUCUAAUACAUUAAAUAAUCAUGGCACUGAAAUCAUUAUCGAUAAUAUGAGUAAUGGCACAUCAUCUGAUGCUGCAUACGAAAGCAGUGAAGAAAGUCAAAAUGACAUUUCGCGUGAAGAAGAAGAAGCUCGUCGUCACCAGGAAGGUAUAGAUGCGUUUUUGUCAUUUGCAACCGAAGUGUCAUCAAUGUCUUCGCCUUUAAAACGACCUCCAUCUUCAUCUGAUUACGUUGAAAAUGUACCUUUGCAAAAUUAUAACACUAACCACAAUAAUAAUCAUCAUAUGUUCGGUAAUGGAAACUAUUACUAUAACAGUAGUUCGAAUCAGCAAUAUGGUCAACAAAACAUUUAUUCAUACAUGUCAUCGCCGUCACCACCGAAAAAAUCUCGUUCUCGAACUUUACGUACCAAAUUGAAGAAAAAGACAUGGCUGCGAUAAGAUAUGGAACCGAUGAAGAUGUGUUCAUAAACCAUAAAUUCAGUUCCUUUCGUUUUAAAAAGUGUAUGGAAAAUGAAACAAACAAACAAAGCAAAAACUAAAAUGAUCCCCUCCCCCCCUCGAAAAAGGCCGAUCAGUGCUUGUUGGCCAAUAAUGAUAUAUAUAUAUAUAUAUAUAUAUAUGUACAUUGAGAUCGAUUCUCUGACUGAAAAAGCAAUGCAAAAAACCAAAAAUGCAAGUUAAAAAAUGAAAAAACAUAAUUUAUGUUUAAAAUGAAAAGAAUUUAUACACAAUUGGUGCUUUUUUCUUCCUUGGAAUUGUAAACAGUUAAACAGUUUGAAUUCUUCAAUUGAAUGGUGUUAUCUACUUAUUUAUGAUUUUAUGAGUUUGCAUAAAAGUUCAAAUUUAUUGCAAUUGUUUAUUUUUAACACAUAAUUUUAAUUGUUAUUAUGCAAAACGUGUUACGAUUUUAAUUCGAUGAAUUGUGACGAUGUCACUCCUUUAGUGACUUCUUUCAUUUUGUUUUCAAUCAAGCAAAAAAAAAAACGAGAUGUUGUUUUCAAAUUUUUGCGAAAUUUGAAAACUGAACAUUAAUAGCAAAUUAUUAGUAACAAAAUGAAUAUGUUAAUCACAAAUUAUACAUAUUAUGAAAGAGAGAAAACACAGAUUAUUUAGGUUUUAUGAAAAAUUCUAUAUACCGUAUAUAUAAAGAUAUUUAGCAAUAGCAAAUAUAUAUACAUAUAAAACUAUAUCUUGACCUAGACGAAUAUUUUUAGCAUGGGUAUCAUAAGAUGAAAUACAUUUGAAGACAGAACUAUAGAUAUAUUUAUAUUUACAUGAAUUAUCUAUGAUAUACGUGCAUGAAAUCGAAAAUAAAUAAAUGGUACUCUUAGACGAAUGUGCGUGAAUUUGAAUGAAGGGUGUUUCUGCAUCUGUAAAUAAAAAAAUGGAAAUCUUGGAUAAGAAGAGCGAGAAAUUCUGUGUCAUUUAUUGAUAUUCAGACUUCUCGAAGCAAAUUCGGAAUUAAAUUCAAUUGUUGAAUGCCAUUAGCAAUUAAAUAAAUAAAUAUUUGAAUUUGAGACACUAUUUAUCCAUGAAAUUAUUCUCGAAAAACUCGCAUAUUACAUUGAAAGUCCAUUUGACAUGUGACAAUAAAGCAAUCAAAACCUGGCAAUGUAAUUGUUUGUUCGUGCAAACACUUGACCGAAUUUUUCCACGUUGAAGAUUUAACCAAAAUAAUACUCUUUAUGUUGACAAAUAUGACCCGUUGUAACUUGACAGACAUUAUCAUCCAACGGAAUUAUUUUAGUUUCGCACAUCAUCCGGUAUAAAACAUCUGCAUCUAUUUCAACGAAUUUUCGCAUGUACGCAAUAACGGCAAGAUUUUCCUCGUAGAAUCAAGAAUCAAGAUUGUCCUCGUAGAAUUCCCAAACUUUCAAUCUUAAAAAAGCAUUAAGACGUUUUUACGUGAGUACUGUUGAUACAUGUAUUAAAUAUGGUUGUCAAAAUAAUUAUUGUUUGGCCAUUUGAAUCGACUGUCGCCAUCCAAUCCUUCGAAUGUUUCUCGAGAAAUUUUCUUUUCUAGUCUUUCUAGAAGAAGCCGUUCGUAUCAUGAUAUUCUUGUUUAAUAGCUGUUGUCAGCGAUAGCUUUCGAAAUUUCCUUAUUUGAAAUGGCUUGUGUGAAAAGGAUUAAAUAGGAAGCAUUUGUUGCACAUUUUUUUUGUGCAGUAUUGUCUCGAUUUGAAUCAGCUAAAACAAUGGACAAUAGAUAUUCCAUGUAAGCAAAACUAAUUUUUUUUAUUUUCGGUUGAGCGAUGAAUUUUGCAGACGUCAUUUUGCAAAUGUUCUGUUAUUUCAAAACAAGAAUCAAAUGGAAAAUUUACGGCAAAAUUCAUCUCGCAAUCCUGUUAUUAUGUGAGUUCAGAAUAAAACAUUUUGAUUCGAUUGAAUAUGUCGACAACUAAACUGUGAACCGUCAUCAUCACUCUGUUGCCACUGGUCGAUACCGAUCACAAAUGUUGUUUUUUGAAAUUGAUACGUUGAGAAAGUCUUCAUUGAAAAAAUGUAUUUCAUUUCUUUAUACAAUCAAAUACGGACAUUUUUUAUUUAUAUUCUUUCCAUCAAAUACAUCAUACGGAUAUCUUCAAAUUGCAGACAUUAUUUAAGAAUAUAAACGAACAAUUAAAGAAUAGCUGCAAAGCAUUCAAAUGAGAUAUAAGCAAUAUAAGGUGAACUGGAGAGUUCCGAGCACUUGAUAAUAACAAUAUUGAUAAUAUCGCAACAAUACACAAACACAUUGUGUAUAAUUGAAUUUAUUUUUCUUCGGGAGUCUGAAUAUAAAUCGAUUUACAAUGUGAAUACAAUUAAAUGACACAGAAUUUGUUGAUGCCCAUUUAUUUAUUCACAAAUCUUUUUAAGUGUUUUUAGCAUACAUUUAUAUUUUUAAGAAUAACAACAAGGAAAAUUUUAUGAAAUACCGAGAAAAAAACAAAUCUGUUAAAUGAAAAGCAUACACUGACUAUCAGAUAUUUAAUCAUCACAUUGAAUUGACCAAUGGCAAUAAGAAUCGGAACCCGCAUACAGUAAAUAAAAUUCAAUGAAACCGAAUGACUAUGAAUGAAUGGAUAUGAAUUGACAAAAGUGAAAAAGCUAGUCGCAUUUUAUGAAUAACGCGUGUAAGAUUUAUUGCUAUUCUGCUGUUCAACUUUUUUUUUAUAGUUUUCAGCUUAUUUUUAAUAUUGUUUUCCUUUAAAAAAAAAAACCAUUGUUGAACUUUGUUGAAUUCUAUGAGAAAUUCUAAUCACUUUUAUCGAUCGCUACGAAUGUAUUUAUUUGUUAAAGAAAAGAUUUUAAUAUUUUUUUAGCAGAAUGCGCUGUACAAAUAAACCAGAUUCCAAACUUUUAAAACGAAGAAAUGCAAAGAACAGAAAUAGUGGAAUAUAUGACAAAGCAGAAUAUUAAUAUAUAUUAAUUGGGAGCGAAAAAACUACAUUCAGUGCGCAAAUUAAAUUUUUUUAAUUAAUUUGGCUGUAAAUAUUGGCUAUUUUGUAACGAAACAUGUUGAUUGUAAACAAAAUGAAGUGAAUCGAAAAACAAAAUAUAAAACACAAUUUGAAAAAUUGCAAACACUUUUCUUAGAGAGAACACAAAUCACCAAUAGAAAACUUUUUGUUUUUGUAUUUUUGAAUCAACUGAUUUUAUCCGCAAAUUCUAAACGAAUGUCUAAUAUGAAAAUUUAAAUUAAAUUGUAAACUAUUCAAUCGAUUGGAAUUUCACACAAAAAAUGAAUGAAAAAAGCAAAACCAACACACAUAACUUUUACAAUGCACCCAAAUUUUAUUGAAUAUUUUUUAUAAAAAUGUAAUUCAUCGAAACAUUAAAAAAAGACAUCAAUUGAAACCAUAUAUACACUUACACACUAUACAUGCAUACGUAAUCGAUUUUUUUUUAUUUGAUUGGACAAGAAAAUUGUUUGGUUUUUAAUUUUCUCUAUUAAAACACAGAAAAUGACACACACAUAAAAACAAAUCAUGCGCUUCGGUAAUUUACACCGAGCUGUAUUAUUCGCAGUUCACGUGCCAAAAUUGUUAUUGCACCUAACAAAGUUUAAUUAAAAGCUGUAAAAAACAUCUAAUGAUUAUGAAAUUUAAGUUCAAUUUGUUAUUGAAUGUACAAGCUAAUUGCAAUGAUUCAAAUGGACAACUUAAAAUUGCACAUUUAUUACUGUAUAAAACAUAAAAAAGUGUAUAAUCUAUUUUUGCGCUUUUCUUCUUAUGUAGAAACUAUGCAUGCCUUAUAAUGUAAUAAAAGAAAUUUGAAUGAAUAAAUGUUAUACAAUAUACAAAAUA